Cucurbita maxima (winter squash) is the source of this 1295-nucleotide messenger RNA. Its product is annotated as protein YIPF6 homolog. Bases 183 to 1019 code for a protein of 278 amino acids. The transcript is spliced from 3 exons. NCBI's taxonomy places the organism in Eukaryota, Viridiplantae, Streptophyta, Magnoliopsida, Cucurbitales, Cucurbitaceae. Gene Ontology annotation, cellular component: membrane; trans-Golgi network. Gene Ontology annotation, biological process: endoplasmic reticulum to Golgi vesicle-mediated transport. The record is from RefSeq and is a predicted model, not a curated record.
UUAGCGGUGAUUAACAGAAUUUUUCAUCCCCUUCAUUUGUCGACGAACAGAAAUCUCCGAAACUCCAAAAUUUUUCUGUUACUUUCUCUUUGGAUCUGAUCUUCUUCGUUCUUUCUUCCUUUCUUUUCUUCGAUUCGACUAAUUUUCUCAUCAUUUUCCCGAGAAAAUUCCCUUCCCGGGAAAUGUCGCACAGCGAUACAAUUCCUCUUCAUCAAUCGUCCCAGUCGGACAUCGACGAGAUUGAAAAUCUCAUCAACGCCAGCGUCCAAACCGGCCCCACAACUGUUCUUGCAGCUCGAUCCCCAAGUCCUCCCAGGGCUUCCAUUCCUGUUUCCUCUUCCCCGUUUUUACACUCCAAUCUCCCAUCACAUCCCUCCAAAUCGAGUAAUCAGAAGCCGCCGUCUGUCUUCCCUGCUCCUCCGCCAUUGCCCGUCUCCAGUAAUGGCAGGUCUGAUGCAUCGGCGACUGGUUUCGGAUCGCAGCCCAGCACUCUGACGGAACCGGUCUGGGAUACCGUCAAGAGGGAUCUGUCCCGGAUCGUUAGCAAUUUGAAGCUUGUGGUUUUUCCCAACCCUUUCCGUGAGGACCCCGGAAAGGCUUUGAGGGAUUGGGAUCUCUGGGGGCCUUUCUUUUUCAUUGUGUUCCUUGGUCUCGUUCUUUCGUGGUCUGCAUCCGUCAAGAAGUCUGAGGUUUUUGCUGUUGCAUUUGCACUUCUUGCUGCUGGUGCAGUGAUUCUGACCUUGAACGUGCUUCUUCUGGGUGGACAAAUAAUUUUCUUCCAAAGCUUGAGUCUUUUGGGAUAUUGCCUGUUUCCUCUAGAUGUUGGAGCAUUGAUCUGCAUGAUGAAGGACAAUGUAGUAGUGAAGAUAGCCGUGGUAUGUGUGACCUUGGCAUGGAGUUCUUGGGCUGCAUAUCCUUUCAUGAGUUCAGCUGUGAACCCAAGAAGAAAAGCUCUUGCACUCUAUCCUGUGUUCCUUAUGUAUGUAUCAGUUGGUUUUCUGAUCAUUGCCAUUAAUUGAGAUGCAUUAACAAUGGAGCUCUUAAAAGGGUUUUGGUAAGAAGAGAUCGAUAUGAUGAUUGAGUAAUGAUUUAGGAACCUCAUGAACUGAUCAAUAUUCUCUCACCUUGCUGUAACCCUUUCUUUUUGACUUAUAUCAUAUAAUGUCUUGAAACUCAGAUCUGCCUACAUCAUCAUAUUCACUGUCUGCAAGUUUUCUUUCAUGGAAAUCCAAGACCGUGUAAUAUUUCUUGUAAUUAUGAUAUGCCUUCAUUUCUUGAAUGCAAUCAUUUUAUGG